Messenger RNA from Jaculus jaculus (lesser Egyptian jerboa), 2546 nucleotides. It is a transcript of the gene Serpinb5, whose product is annotated as serpin family B member 5. Gene Ontology annotation, molecular function: serine-type endopeptidase inhibitor activity. The transcript has 7 exons. The coding region runs from base 82 to 1209 and encodes 375 amino acids. The record is from RefSeq and is a predicted model, not a curated record. Gene Ontology annotation, biological process: negative regulation of endopeptidase activity. NCBI's taxonomy places the organism in Eukaryota, Metazoa, Chordata, Mammalia, Rodentia, Dipodidae.
GCUCCGGGUCGCCGAGCUGCCGCCUUCCUGCCUCUUCCCUGCGCGCUCGUCUUCGCGGACAGCUGCCGUUCCAGACCCACCAUGGACGCCCUGCGCCUGGCGAACUCAGCUUUCGCGGUUGACUUGUUCAGACAACUGUGUGCAAAGGAGCCGCUGGGCAACGUCCUCUUCUCUCCGCUCUGUCUCUCCACCUCGCUGUCUCUUGCUCAAGUUGGUGCCAAGGGCGACACAGCCAGUGAAAUUGGACAGGUCCUUCAUUUUGAAAAUGUUAAAGAUGUGCCCUUUGGGUUUCAAACGGUCACUUCGGAUGUAAAUAAACUCAGUUCCUUUUACUCACUGAAGCUAAUCAAGAGGCUCUAUGUAGACAAAUCUCUGAACCCUUCCAUGGAAUUUAUCAGUUCUACAAAAAGACCAUAUGCAAAAGAAUUGGAAACCGUUGAUUUCAAGGAUAAACUUGAGGAAACGAAAGGUCAGAUCAACAGCUCCUUUAAGGACCUCACAGACGGUCGCUUUGAGAACAUUUUGUCUGACCACAGUGUAAACGACCAGACCAAAAUCCUUGUGGUUAAUGCUGCCUACUUUGUCGGAAAGUGGAUGAAGAAAUUUCCUGAAUCAGAAACCAAAGAAUGUCCUUUCAGAGUGAGCAAGACAGACACCAAGCCAGUGCAGAUGAUGAACCUGGAGGCCACAUUCUGUUUGGGCACCAUUGAUGACGUCAACUGUAAGAUCAUCGAGCUUCCUUUUCAGAAUAAGCAUCUGAGCAUGCUCAUACUGCUGCCCAAGGAUGUGGAGGAUGAGUCCACGGGCCUAGAGAAGAUUGAAAAACAACUCAGCUCAGAGACACUGUUGCAGUGGACCAAUCCCAGCACCAUGGCCAAUGCCAAAGUCAAGCUCUCCCUUCCAAAGUUUAAGGUGGAAAAAAUGGUUGAUCCCAAGGAUAGCCUGGAAAGCCUAGGGUUGAAGAAUACCUUUAAUGAAAACACGUCUGAUUUCUCUGGCAUGUCAGAGACCAAGGGAGUAGCUCUAUCAAAUGUGAUCCACAGGGUAUGCCUAGAAAUCACCGAAGACGGCGGGGAAUCCAUCGAGGUGCCGGGGUCCCGCAUCCUGCAACACAAAGAUGAAUUCAAUGCUGACCACCCGUUUCUUUACAUCAUCAGACACAACAAAACUCGAAACAUCAUUUUCUUUGGCAAGUUCUGCUCUCCUUAGGUCGCAGAAUCCUAGUUAAGCCCUACUUGACUUGUCAGUGGGUACAGAUUGCUGUAAACUUUCUACCAGAUAGUUACUUUCUUCAUAUGACAAAUUGUCAAUGUUACUGUGUCGGGAACAGCUGGUUCUUGUCGUAGGUAAUCUUCACACCAACAGGCCCUUCUUCUCCAAAUCUUCUUUCUUUCUUUCUUUAUAGAAGCAAAAGACACAUGCUUUUAAUGAAAAGUAUAAAAAAAAAUACAUUUUUCUCCUCUGUUACUGCAUGCAGGGCAUGGCAGAAGUUAUCUUCAACACAGAGUGUUUCUAUAAGCCGAAUUUGGGAGAUUAUCCCUAGAAUGAAAUGUCUUUGUUCAAGGCGUUUUCACUUUCUGCAGGUGUUAGUAGCCUGUGGAGCAAGGACCCCUCACACCCCUCUGUGGCAUCAUGAAGUCGGGGUGCAUGGUCACAGCACUGCAGGCCCAUCAGUCCUUACAUUAAACCCUGGGUGACCAGGUUUCUCCUUAAGCUCUUGGGGGGGGAUUUUAGGAAGAUAAUAUGUUAUGAAUACUGCACUUCAUGGAACUCCAAAAAUAAGGUGUGGAACAGCAGCAGCCUGUAAGACAACACCUUCGUACUUCCCUAACAAAGUGUAAACUUUCAGAGAUGAAUACCCAUCUUAAGUGGUUAACUGUUGCUAAAAAAAAAAAUGACAUCAGUUCAUGCCAACACUGCGCAGAACUUUAAAAAGUUUUGGAACGUGGAUAAACAACUGUUGACCUAUACCCGUGGAGAGUGAGACCCAAGGGUUAGCUCAGAUGUUAGUAAAAGAUGACCUUUAGUUCUGAUAGAUGUCUCACCUGGUCAUUUGGUUGGUGCUGGAUUUCGGUGGCAGGGUCUCCUGAGUGGCUCACAAGGGUUUGGCUGUCUCUCAUCAGGGACUUAUGACCCACAGGGAGACUUAGAAUACUCAGAGAAUUUUAUGAAUGUUGAAGGAACUUUAUUAUUUGUCUAAUGUGACAGUGGGAAAAGGAACUUAAGACCUUUAGAAAGUAGAAGCAAAACUACGGGAGUACCCAUGAUGCCUAGGCACAUUUUUUUGUUUUUAGUCUGCGAGUCUAGCUGUUUUGGAUGACGAGUUUGUAAUUCACACAGCGGUACUUUGCAAAGCGGUUCUGAAUCGUUAUCUGUGCUGCAGCCUACUGUAUUAAGUCGCUGCCCAAGGGGUACAUUUGCUGCAGAUUGUGUGACGUUCUCCUCUCAACCCUUCUUUGCCAUUUAUUGUCAAUAGGUUCUUCUUGCUCUGAAGGUUCAAUAUUGAAUUUCUUCUUCGCUAUUGGCAAUAAAAUAUGAUUAAAUUA